AUGGAUACGGGUUCACCGGCCGUGUCUCCCGGUUUCUCUCAGGAAGUCACAUAUGUGCUUGAUCCUGAGAAGUUCGACACGGCGGCUGGCACCGGCGCCAAGCGUUUGGACUGGAGCACCGAAGGCACUAAGACCUUCAAUUUCCAUGUCGCUGCACGUGAUGAGCCUUGGCACUGGUCGUUCUACAGUUGCAAUGGGUUUGGUACCGAUUGUAAGGAGCCAGAGGAGAGGUUCGACGGAAUCCGGCCCAUGUGGCGCGAUAUGCUCCAAGUAAACGCCAAGCGUCCGUUGCAUGUGAUGGUCGGCGGAGGUGAUCAAAUUUAUCAAGACGAUCUGUUCUUCCACUGCCAAUCACUGAGACAGUGGCUCGACAUUUUCGAUGCAUAUGAACGUGAAAGCUACGAGUUCUCCGCAGCAAUGAAGAUCGAGGUCGAGAGGUACUACCUGAUGCACUACAUGGCCCACUUCUCGCAGCCCGUCCUGGGCGACGCCAUGGCCAUCAUUCCCGGAAUCAACAUCGUCGACGACCACGAUAUCUUUGACGGAUUCGGAUCGUACCCGGACGCCCUGCAAAGCUGCCCCGUGUUCCGAGGCAUCGGUGCCAUCGGACUCCGCUUCUACCUGCUCUUCCAGCACCACACUACGACUGAGCGGGCCUGCGACGAUGGGUUCUGGGGUGGAUCGUCGGGUUACAACUUCGUGCGUCAGUUUGGACCGCGCACGGCCAUUUUUGGUCAGGACGGUCGUUUUGAGCGAACCAAGCAGCGUGUCAACGACCCAAAGAGCUGGGAUCUUCUGUUCAACGAGCACCUAGCCAAGCUACCCGAUACGGUCGAGCACUUGAUCUUUGCCUCCGGUGUACCCGUCAGUUUCCCCGUUCUGGGCGUGACGGAGAAAGUGAUGCAGUUCAUGUCGACCAUCCGUCGCUGGUCCGGGUUCCGCAAGCUGUUCCGGUUCAGCGGCAUGUACAAGAAACUGGGUCUUGCGUUCGGCGAGCCCAGUAACCUCGACGACCUCGUCGACCACUGGAACUCUGACUUCCAUAUUGACGAACGUAACGAGCUCAUUGAGCGGUUCCAAAAGUUCUCUCAGGAGCGCUCCAUCCGUGUCACCAUGAUUGCCGGUGACGUUCACUGCGCGGCGGUCGCUCAGCUUAGGACUCAGGGAGAGUUCAACAAGGAGACCAAACACACCUACGAAGUGCCACCACUCCAAGAUUAUCGCCUCAUGUACAACAUCGUCUCUUCGGCUAUUGGCAACCAGCCGCCCCCCAAGGUCGUGCUGAAACUGUUCCAAUGGUCGUCGUCGCGUCGCCCGGUCAAGAACGUUAAGAACACCACCGAGGGUUUGGUGCAUGUCUUCCAACACGAUGUGGAUGGCAAGAGAAACAAGAAGGGACACAGGAAGAUCAUGGCGAGGAGGAAUUGGUGC
This is a messenger RNA of Fimicolochytrium jonesii, 1431 nucleotides long. RefSeq lists its product as uncharacterized. The record is from RefSeq and is a predicted model, not a curated record. NCBI's taxonomy places the organism in Eukaryota, Fungi, Chytridiomycota, Chytridiomycetes, Spizellomycetales, Powellomycetaceae. The annotation marks the transcript as partial. The transcript has 2 exons. Gene Ontology annotation, cellular component: membrane.